Molecule: messenger RNA, 5384 nt
Organism: Xyrichtys novacula (pearly razorfish)
Lineage: Eukaryota; Metazoa; Chordata; Actinopteri; Labriformes; Labridae
Source: the annotation of a GenBank genome assembly
ACCCGGAAACACUUAAUGUGAUGCAGGUGUCGUACAUCCUGAUCAUUUGACAACAUUCACCGUCUUUUCUUACAGAAAACAAGCAUGUAAUUCACAUUUACACAGCGUGUAUUUUUUACAUUCUGGAGCAGAGUAAUUCGUGUCUUCUUCAGACUGUUUUUUCAGGGACAUUACGGUAAAAAGGAGGAAGAAGAAGCCGCUGAUUUUGCUGAUGGACUUCUUAUCGUGCGUUUCGCUUGUGCUAUCGUGUCGCAAUUUUGCUUCGUCUUUAAAAAUCAUUCUGGACAUGUAGCUAUAAUAGUGUUGUCUAUUCAGGACCUCCGGUUUUUUUCACCCCUAAAAGUGUGUUUUAUGCCCAGAGAAGGGACUGAGAUUGCCACCCUGCAGGCCAAACUGGGUGUUUGUUUUUCCUCCUCGAAACAUUAGCAGGGUUUGGGUUCAGUUUGCUCAUAAAUCAGCGUAAAACCUUCAUUUAAGAGUCAGCCAAAUCAUCUUCAAACGCUAAAAUGAGUUUCUUUAGUUUCGGACAAAGUGCAGACAUUGAUGUUGUCUUAAAUGACGCUGAAACGAGGAAGAAGGCUGAGCACAAAACUGAGGAUGGGAAGAAAGACAAAUACUUUCUUUUCUAUGAUGGAGAGACAGUCAGUGGGAAGGUGAAUGUCACACUGAAGAACCCAGGAAAGAGGCUGGAGCACCAGGGCAUCAAGAUCGAGUUUGUGGGACAAAUAGGUGGGUCAAGACCUCACUCAUGUCUGCCAUGUCUGUCUUGUUCCUAUUAAAAGAAUAGAAAGAUAUCAGAAAGGUUGAUGUAAGGAGCUGAACUCAAAUUAUUGUGUUUGGAUUAAUACCCAAACCAUAGAGCACAAAUCUGGGUUGUGGAACAAUUAUAUCUGGCCCACAAGAUCAUAUCAUAUUUGUAUUAUUAUUGGCCCACCAGUAUGAAGUCUGCAGAUUUCUUCCAGUAUAAUUAUGUAAACAUUAGCACUAUUAUUUAAAACCUCCUUUAUAAGCCACAAAAAUCAGGGAAAUUAAAGAGUAAGAAAGAUUUGAUAGAUAGUCAAGAAUGUGGGGGGAAAAAUAUUUUAAUGUUUUAUUUUAUGUUUUCAAUUUCGCAUUUCAAGAUUACAAGUCAAACAUGAUUGUUUUUUUUUAUUUCAUGCUUUGAUUUUGUUCAACUCAGUAUUUAGACGUGUGUCAUUUUUAUACUUCAGAUUCCAAUUUUAAAUUUUAAGUCAUAUUUUGACCUUUUAAACCUGAUUUCAACAUUCACCUUCAUUUAUUUGCUCUUUAAAAGCAUUAUUAUUCUAAUUUUAAUAUCAUGCUCUGAUCUUUUGAACUAAUAAAUAAAAUAGAAUAAAUAGUUUAAAAUUUCUACCUCAGAUUGCCUUAAAACAUAUCUUUUUUAUAUUUUUUGCUGAAUUCAAAAGACACGUUUCUUGUUAAAGACAGUUUAUCCAGUUUAAGAUUUCCAUUUUUACUGAAGUGGCACACUCAGUCCUCAAACAAGAGUCACGCUGCUUCUGUUUAUUCCCAGAAUCCUGCAAGAAUUUUACAUUAUGUCUUUCCAGGGAGCUGAAACUUAGAGUCGCUUUGAGUUUAGUGCCCUUUUUUGUAGAAGUACAAGCAAAGUAUCCACAUGUUACUUUAGAUAAUUUGAUAAUAGACAUGAAAGUAGCAUCAAAUCCUGCAAGAAACUAUGAAAGUACAUUUUUUCUUUUAAAUAAAUGUAGUUUGCAGAGACUAAGCGAGGAGACUUGUCAUUUGAUAGUGUCUUUGAGUGCACAUCUUAAAUUCUCUUUCCAAUUUUCUUUCUUGUUGUACUAAAAUCCAAUAAUCUAGGUGAUGCUCUAGGUGUUAAACUAAUUUGUUGAUGAUGCUUUACACACAAACCCCAGUGGAGCAAAUAGAUGUUUUUAACAGUUGCCGAGGUGGUUCUUUCUUUUUCAUUCAAGAGCUAUCGCUGUCACAUUUAAUCUCACAUUCAGAUGUUGUAAUAAACGUACAAAACUACAGUUCUGCUUUCUGUUCAGUUUGAGUUAGGCGCUGCUUAAAGGUGUGACAAUAACAGCGAAUAAAGUACUCUCUGGAUAGUUAAUAUACAAGUACAGGAGAAGCUCAUCCAUCCCUCCAUACCAUUGAAGCAAUGACUCAAGAACCAAAGUUAUUAACUCAACCAUUAUUGUAUCAGUUUUCUUAUUUGUAUUGCUUUGUUGAUGGUAUCUUUUUUUCUCCUCUCUUUUUGAAACAACAGAGCUGUAUUACGACAGAGGAAACCAUCAUGAGUUUGUAUCCCUGGUGAAAGAUCUCGCAAGACCAGGUGAAAUGACUCAGUCGCAGACCUUCGACUUUGAGUUCACCCAUGUUGAAAAACCCUAUGAGUCCUACACGGGUCAGAAUGUGAAGCUAAGGUGAGUUUGAUCAUUCACCUCCCUUUAGAGACAGCAGGUGUUACACGGUUACAUUUUAACGGCUCUUUAAGUACCUGCUGUAGCCUAUAUUUAACUUUUAGUCUGUAUUUCAUAUGAUGGUUUUUACGAUUAACAAACACCUCUUAUGUGAUUGUUUUGUCUCUGUAGAUAUUUCCUCCGCGCCACAGUGAUCAGAAGACUGAAUGAUAUCAGUAAAGAGAUGGACAUUGUGGUCCACACACUGAGCACCUACCCUGAGCUCAACUCCUCCAUCAAAAUGGAAGUAGGAAUAGAGGAUUGCCUCCAUAUCGAGUUUGAGUACAACAAAUCCAAGUACGUGACAAACCAGUUCAUUCAUCUGUACAUUUUCUGUUAAUUUACUGCUUUUAAUGUCAAGCUAGAAAAACGUGUUAGGUGAGACUUUGAAGUGAGGUCUGAGGUUUACUUGUUUUCCUCGACCAGUCUGGAAAAAUGUCUGGAGAAGUGUGAGUGCCUUUGUGUGUAAGAAAGUAAGUAAGUCUGAAUGUAAAAAGCACAUUUAAUCCCUGGAAUGCUGUAUGAAUACGCAACCACAGAAGUAUUAUUCCUGAAAACCUAAAGAUAGAAUAGGGGACAUGAGUAAGCUCAAUUAAAACAGAUGCACAUAUCAUUCAUUUGUUUAGAAAAUAAAGGGAAAAAACAGUCUUGUAGCAGUUGUUGAAAACAGUUUUUCAAAGUGUCGUCUUCCAACAUUUUGUUUUUGUACAAAGUUAAGUUUAUGUGGCAACAGGAGCUACAAGAAACUGGAAAAUAUUCACAUUUAAAGCUCCUGUGAGGAGUUUUUUUGCAUUUAUGUAACAGGCUGGAAUUCAUAUUGAUGCCAUUUUAUGAUGCACAAGGGCAAACAAGACCCCUAUGUUUGACUUUUAUACUUUAAUUUUUAAUGCCUGGAACUGUUGAGGAGGGGUAGGCAUCAGUGGAGUUUGAAGAAACAAUUCCCUUUCUUACAUUUUCCAAACUGAAUAUUCACAUUAAUUAUUUCACUAUCAAAAGUCUAUUGGGUUAGAUACAGCAUUUUUGUGUACAGACUGCUUUGUCAUCAGGGGGAGGGCCAAAAUUUACACCAACUUUAAGAAGCUCAGAUCUGUAUUUUUUGUUAUUGGUGUAAAUAUUGUAAUUUUUUAAGCAGCACCUGAUCUUAGUGCUCAUUUUCAUUCUUUGCUUUUGUCAUAACUUUCCUCUGACAGGUACCAUCUGAAAGACGUCAUCGUGGGAAAAAUCUAUUUCCUUCUGGUAAGGAUUAAGAUCAAGCACAUGGAAAUCGACAUCAUCAAACGUGAGACAACAGGCACUGGCCCGAGCGUGUACCACGAAAAUGACACCAUCGCCAAGUACGAGAUCAUGGAUGGAGCUCCAGUCAGAGGUUAGCUCACUUAUUCGUGUUUUCAGUCAGUUGAUAUAUCACAGCUGAUAUAAUGCAACCGGUCACAUCGCUCUUCAUCUUUCAGGAGAGUCCAUUCCCAUCCGGUUAUUCCUGGCUGGUUAUGAUCUGACUCCCACCAUGAGAGACAUCAACAAGAAGUUCUCGGUGCGCUACUACCUGAACCUGGUGCUGAUCGACGAGGAGGAGAGGCGCUAUUUCAAACAGCAGGUAACUGAUACAAAUGAAGGUCGAGACAGAAAAUAUGAAAGCUAUAGUAGCCUCUAGUAGCACUAAGUUUGCUAAGUUUCUAGUGUUUGCAUGUAAAAGACUGUAGUAGAAAUGUCAGGGAACACUGUGUUACAUACUAAUUGUUGUAGCUUCAACGCAAAUCAUUGAUUAAAUAUCUCCUUCACCUCUCCACCCAGGAAAUCACACUGUGGAGGAAAGGGGACGUGGUGAGGAAGAGCAUGUCUCAUCAGGCCGCCAUCGCCUCUCAGAGGUUCGAGGGCUCGGCCGCAUCAGAGAGCGCGCUGGAGCAGGCGGCGAAGGAGGAGAGCGGGUAGAAUCAACUCCCCCCACCCCACCCCCCGCCCUGCCCCGCAGUCUCUCCUCCCACCAGACUCUUCAUCGGCGUCUGUGUUGAAGGGAAAACCUGUCGACUGUGCAACAUCUGGGGAAGCAGCUGUGUUUAUUCGCAGCCGCUGCUCUUAAAGGGAGGAAGAAGGGAGGCUCACAUACAGCACUGCAUUAUGGGAACAAUGAAACAGUUUGCAUGAGGCGUUCAGCGUGGCUUCAGGCUGCUGGUCCUGCCCUUCCCCGUUAAUGCUUUUCCUUUUCUCGUUUUCUUUUUUUACAGGAAUCAAACUAAUCACCUGUCGCCAUCUUCACUGUGUAAAACUUUUCAUGUGAUAUUCUUACAUUUUUAAGCUCUAUCUUCGUUCCAGUCUAUUAAUACUAUUAUGGGAUCAUUUCUAAUCUUCUAAUUAACACAACUGGAUCAUUAUUCAUCACUAUUUAACUUCAACAUUCCACCCUAAAAUAAAGCAUUCCUAACACUGUAAUAAGGUCAAUAAAUUUGAGAUAACUUUGCACUGCUACUACCAUAAUAAACACAUUUUCCUCUUUGUCUGUUUGCACAAAAUGUAAUUGAAACGGAAAAAUUCUGUCCUUUAUUUGAGCGAGAAAACCGAAGUAUUAUCCAUUUUUUUAAUCUGUAAAUAAGACCGGCUAAAACCUUUAAUCCUGCUCCCCGGUCCAGCUCGUGUACAUUGAUUAUCCAGCACACGGUGCCACAGAAAAUGUCCUCCAUGUUCAUACGCUUUACCUCAGCAUUCCAGUGGUGUUAGGGAAAAAAAGGUCUGAUAGUGUGAAGUCUUCUGUAUCCUCUCUAUUAGGGACUCCAGAGUUGUGCCUAAGUGUAUCAAGCAAAUGAAAUCUUCCUGCCUCUAACAUUAUUUUAGUCUUUUAACCAGAGAAAUAGUUACUGUAGAACUGUCUAUCUUUUGCAAAAUGCUAAUCGAAUUUUCCUUGUCCCUAAAAGUUGAAUAAAUUGAUGCCAAAUGAAAAAAAAAAAA